AUGGCCCAAUAUGAUGUCCUUGUCACAGGCUCCUCGGGUCAUUUAGGCCAUGCUCUAAUGAUAACAUUGCCGUCGCUCGGAUUUACUCCAAUUGGGAUUGAUAUUCUGGCUUCUGCCACAACUACUUGCGUCGGCUCAAUAAUAGACCAAGAACUCAUUAGCAACACCCUGCGAAAAUACCCCAUCAGGCACAUUCUCCACACGGCAACACUGCACAAGCCUCAUGUCGAGUCCCACACCAAGGACAACUUUGUGCAAACAAACAUUGCAGGAACUUUGGUCCUCCUCGAAGAAGCAGUUAAGCUUGCAGAUCAACUUGAAAGCUUCGUCUUCUUCAGCACAACCAGUGCCUUUGGGAGCGCCCUCAGCCCCAAGGCUGGCUCUCCAGCCGCGUGGAUAGACGAGAACGUGACUCCUAUCCCCAAAAACAUAUAUGGCGUGACAAAAGUCGCCGCUGAGGAUAUCUGCCAUCUCUUCCACAAACAGCAUAACCUGCCUGUUCUUGUUCUUCGCACAAGCCGCUUCUUCCCUGAGCAAGAUGACGACGAAGACCGACGCAACGCAAUGGGAGACGACAACUUGAAGGUCUUGGAGAUGGCGUACCGCCGUUGCGACAUCAAGGACAUUGUCUCGGCAACUAUUUGCGCAAUGGGCAAGGCGAGGCAAAUUGGCUGGUCGAAAUACAUCAUCAGUGCACCGCCACCUUUCUCAAACGAUGCGGAGACUCUCGCUGCGCUGGAUAAGAACCCGGAGGAAGUGAUUAACAGGGCUGUGCCCGGAACAGCAGCAGUGUUCCGUGAGAAGGGAUGGAAAUAUUUGAAUCGAAUGGAUCGCGUGUACGAUUCAAGCAAGGCGGUUCGAGAGCUCGGCUGGAAGCCGGAAUACACAUUUGCGCGGACGAUUGAGAGGAUUUCCCGAGGAGAGGACUGGCGUAGCGAAUUGGUUGGGAAAGUAGGAAAGAAGGGAUAUCAUGCUGUCAGCCAUGGAGUAUAUACUGCGUAA
Molecule: messenger RNA, 1002 nt
Organism: Trichoderma asperellum CBS 433.97
Lineage: Eukaryota; Fungi; Ascomycota; Sordariomycetes; Hypocreales; Hypocreaceae
Molecular function (GO): dTDP-glucose 4,6-dehydratase activity
Source: RefSeq, a predicted model, not a curated record